This is a messenger RNA of Cydia fagiglandana, 1002 nucleotides long. RefSeq lists its product as uncharacterized. Bases 31 to 1002 code for a protein of 323 amino acids. Lineage: Eukaryota; Metazoa; Arthropoda; Insecta; Lepidoptera; Tortricidae. The transcript is spliced from 5 exons. The record is from RefSeq and is a predicted model, not a curated record.
GAGACAAGAAAAACGGUGAUAGUGUUCAACAUGGUUUAUCAGUGUUCGCUCUUGCCGCGCAAAGCUCCGAUGACUGGAUUGUGGACUCUGGGUGCACCAACUCAAUGUAACAAGAAUGCCUCAACAUGUGUGCAGAGUCACCACAACCCUACAAGCGAGGAGUCCACUUCUUGUGCUGCCGUGGAUGCCACGAGGGAGCAUAAAUGUGCUCACACAACCUCUGAUGUGCCUGCGCACAUUUGGCAUAAACGGCUGUCACAUUUGAGCAAAGCAGAAACUUCAGUGUCGGAGCCCUGCACUGGUGAUGAGGCCACCGAGGAGCAGGUCGAGCCCCUGAAUGCAGAGCCAGCUUCAUCUAGCGAUGGCGGGGAGCAGCAUGUGGCAGUGGUGCCACCAGAGCGCAGUGCUGAGGAUCCAGAGUGGGCCAUGAGCCCGCCUGACCACCAGUACCAGUCGUGCAGCGAUGGUGAGGAGUCCGAGGAGCAGUUGCCAGCAUCUGAGCACGACGUCAUCGCUCAGCCUAGCACGGGACGUCCCAUCAGAAGUACACGGGGUGUCAUGCCCGAAAGGUAUGGUGAUUACGAUCUAUCCCUUACGGCUCAUGUUGAGCCCGAGCCCCUUUUCUAUUAUGAAGCAAUGGCAUCUGAUAACUGUGAUAAUUGGAAAGCUGCAAUGCAGAAAGAAUAUAAUGCUCUCAUUAACAACAAUGUUUGGCGGCUAGUAGACCGACCAAAACAUACAAAUAUUGUAAAAUGUAAAUGGGUAUACAAGGUCAAAAGUGAAGCUUCGGGAAAAGAUAAAUAUAAAGCUCGGAGUAAUGACUUAAAAAUUAAUGCAUAUGCAGACGCAGACUAUGGAAACAAUCUGGUGGACCUGCUCGCAGUAGUAUGGUUUGCCUCCACUGUGAACAGUCGCGUCGCCGCGGAGGCGCUCGAGCACCACGGAACAAGCCAUCGCGACCUGUACCCUGGCGCGGGCGGCAUUGCCUUCCGAACACACUGA